AUGACUGCGGAUGCGCUGCUGGCUGCUCUGGGAUGGGCGCAGGGCCGCCCGCAGGAGAGGCUGGACUGGCUCCUCCUGGUGGGAGAGGGUGGAAGCAAGGGUUCAAGAGAGUGUCAGAGAUAAGGACGCACCACAGCUGAGCCCUAAGAUCCCUUUCACACCGGCUCCCUCCCAGCCCAAUACCUGGGAGCGCAAAGUGGCCACCAACUGGAAGACAUUAUUUUCUGCUGCACUCUCCAGACCAUCCGGAGGCGUCUUUUGGACUCCCGACUCAACUGCGCUGGAGCGGAGGCGUUUACAAGCGAGGACAAGUGCCUCAGCUGGUUCUGCGCUGCGCUUCCGCUUCACUCGGAGCACCGCUGUCCUGCCGGCCUCCAUACUGGCUGUCGUGGAGCACUGUGGGAACGCGAGAGGUGCGACGGAAGAGCUUUCUGCUUCCGCUUCCGGGCUCCGUGCCCCGCACGCUCCGCGAGCCAAGGGAGGUCCCGCCCUUGCACGCCUGCCGCGGCAAUAUGGCGGGGGCGGCAGACGUGAGUGGAGAGAUUCUUGCGGCGGAUUUCUGCUGAUCAGACCUGUCUACAAGAAGUGAGCAGGCAAGAGUGCUUUUCUAAUGCUAAAACUGAGGAGCUGACUGGCACCAUGAAAGUCUUCUGUGGAAGGGCCAAUCCGACCACAGGAUCUGUGGAAUGGCUGGAGGAGGAUGAGCAUUACGAUUACCACCAGGAGAUUGCAAGGUCAUCCUAUGCUGAUAUGCUGCAUGACAAAGAUCGGAAUAUGAAAUAUUACCAAGGUAUUCGGGCUGCUGUGAGCAGGGUGAAGGACAGAGGACAGAAGGCUUUGGUUCUGGACAUUGGCACUGGCACAGGACUUCUGUCAAUGAUGGCGGUCACAGCAGGCGCCGACUUCUGCUAUGCUGUUGAGGUUUUUAAGCCUAUGGCUGAUGCUGCAGUGAAGAUUGUAGAGAAAAAUGGCUUCAGUGAUAAGAUUAAGGUUAUCAACAAGCAUUCCACUGAGGUGACCAUAGGGUCGGAUGGUGACAUGCCAUGCCGUGCCAACAUCCUGAUCACAGAGCUGUUCGACACAGAAUUGAUUGGGGAGGGAGCGCUGCCCUCCUAUGAACACGCACACAGGCAUCUUGUGCAGGAAAAUUGCGAGGCGGUGCCUCACAGAGCAACUGUCUAUGCUCAGCUGGUGGAGUCCAGGAAGAUGUGGUCAUGGAACAAGCUGUUUCCCAUCCAUGUUCAGACUAGCCUUGGAGAGCAGGUCAUUGUUCCCCCCUCGGAACUGGAGAGGUGCCCUGGUGCGCCCUCUGUCUACGAUAUUCAGCUGAACCAGGUCUCGCCUACUGACUUCACUGUCCUCAGUGAUGUGCUGCCGAUGUUCAGUGUGGACUUCAGCAAGCAAGUCAGUAGUUCAACAGCCUGCCACUGCAGGUACUUUGAACCUUUGGCAUCAGGCCGAGCUCAGGUGGUUCUCUCCUGGUGGGACAUUGAAAUGGACCCCGAGGGGAAGAUCAAGUGCACCAUGGCCCCCUUCUGGGCACAGUCGAACCCGGAGGAGCUCCAGUGGCGGGACCACUGGAUGCAGUGUGUGUACUUCCUGCCACAAGAGGAGCCUGUUGUCCAGGGCUUAGCCGUCUGGCUGGUGGCUCACCAUGACGACUACUGUGUGUGGUACAGCCUCCAGAGGACCAGCCCUGAAGAGAAUGAGAGAGUCCACCCACUGCGCCCCGUGUGUGACUGCCAGGCUCACCUGCUCUGGACCCGGCCUCGGUUUGGCGAGAUCAAUGAUCAGGACAGAACUGAUCAAUAUGUCCAGGCCCUGAGGACAGUGCUGAAACCAGACAGUGUCUGUCUGUGCGUCAGUGAUGGCAGUCUGCUUUCCAUGCUGGCCUAUCACCUUGGAGCAGAGCAGGUAUUUACAAUAGAGAAUUCAGCAGCUUCUCAUAGAGUGAUGAAAAAAAUCUUCAAGGCUAACCAUUUGGAAGAUAAAAUUAAUAUCAUAGAGAAACGGCCUGAAUUAUUAGCACCUGCAGACCUGGAGGGUAAAAAGGUCUCUCUCUUCCUGGGUGAACCGUUCUUCACCACCAGCCUGCUGCCGUGGCACAACCUGUACUUCUGGUAUGUGCGGACUGCAGUGGCACAACAUCUGGGGCCUGGUGCCGUCGUGAUGCCUCAGGCUGCCUCAUUGCACAUGGUGGUCGUGGAAUUCAAGGAUCUGUGGAGAAUCCGGAGCCCCUGUGGUGACUGUGAAGGCUUUGAUGUGCACAUCAUGGAUGAUAUGAUUAAGCGUGCCCUGGACUUCAGAGAGAGCAAGGAGGCUGAGCCCCAUCCGCUGUGGGAGUACCCGUGCCGCAGCCUGUCCGAGCCCCAGAAGGUUCUGACCUUUGAUUUUCGGCAGCCAGUCCCCUCACAGCCUGUCCGUGCUGAGGGCACCAUUAAGCUCAGGCGGCCUGGGAGGAGCCACGGGGCUGUCUUAUGGAUGGAAUACCACCUGACCCCGGACAGCACGGUCAGCACCGGCCUCCUGAAGCCCACAGAGGACAAGGGGGACUGUUGCUGGAACCCCCACUGCAAGCAGGCUGUGUACUUCUUCAACACCACACUAGACCCCAGCGUGGCAUCAGGCAGCCCCCGGACCGUCGGCUACACUGUGGAGUUCCACUCUCACACUGGAGACAUCACCAUGGAUUUCAUACUCCCUGAUGUCCUCUCUUGUUGAGAAAUAAAGUGGCCAAGGGCUCCAGGCUCUGCAUGGGCCCAUCUCGCCACACCUGAGUUCGGGCUUGGUGCUCAUCCCAGACCUGGGAGCCACCUGGAUCUGCCUACCCCGCCUGACCACAGCAGCUGGGAGCUGGAGCUUACUUUUGCAGAUUGUCAGGGGUGCACACUUCCUCAUCGUAGAGACCAUCCUUGUCCAAAAGGGUACCUGGGGACAAGGGGACAAGAGUGGUCACUGAAGGCAGGGCUCAGCCACCCUUGAGGAGGGCUGCCUCCCUGGGGCAGGAGGGGAAGCAGGGGCUUCUGCUGGCCCGGCAGCUGAGUGUCCCCCUCCCCGCAGCAGUGGGGUCUUGCUGGGGCUCCAGUGCUCCUCAGUCUCAAUCCCCCACCCCCCCCACCCCCCGCCGCCCCAGCUCACCGAUAGCCCAUGGCUUCUCCUCCCCCGGCCCGAGGCGGCAAGGGUCCUUGUAGCGUGUAAACAGGGAGUGCUGUUGCUCCAGCUUAUCAUCUGUGCAGGGAGAGAGGGAAGGAGUGCUGAGAGACUUGGGAUGUCUGCCCUGUGCUAGAGGGCCACCUGCCUUGGGUUCCAAUCUGACCAGAGUCACUGAGUCCCUGUCCCUUGGGUAACUGGCUCUGGAUAGGGUCUCUAGUCCCAGACAGAUGGAUCUAUGAUCAUCUGUCACUGGGUUUCUGUGUCCUUGAGACUGCCACCCCCUCCACCAGAGCUGUUAGAAUUGUGCCUGGUGAAGAGUGAGAGGUGAACAAUGACUUGGUGAGUACCAUUAGCUGACCUGCCCUUAGGCUUUCACAGGCUCCCAGCCUUCCCUGCCAGAGGUUCAUCUGUAGGAGAUCUCUUUUUUUUCCAGCAAAGUGGCCUCUGAGCUUUCUAGGCAGAGUUCUUCUCAUUCUAGGAUUUCUCAGGGGCAGAAGAAUCAUAGUCUUAUUAAAUGUCCCACCCCCCUGCUCCUGAGGAGCAGGAAGUUCUUCAAGCUGCCUAACCUAACCCCAGUCUUGCCAGCCUUGACUGGAGCCCACGCCUCCCCCGGUGGCCAACCCUAACGGGGAGGAGCACGCCUCACCGGAGGAGCAGUUGUCAAAGUUAAAAUCUCCGCAGAUGAUGUCAAAUGCCACCAGCUCCUCGGGGUUGGCUGUGCUGGACGAGGAGGUAGAUUUUCGGAAAUCAGCCAGCCAGUCCUGAAGCAUGUUCAGCUGCUCACACCGAAUGUCACUGUCCUCUGGGACAGAACCACAAAGAGAUGAUGUAGCUACAGCCAGACCCCAGCCAGGCCAAUCCCACCCUCUAAAGGGACAUUCCCCACCCCUGAAGCACGGGCCCCUGGGCCCUACCUGGCAGGGCAUGCAGGUGUGUGCAGGAGAUGUACCCGACAAUUCUUUGGUCCUGAGGUGUGCUUCCCACCUGCACCUGUGAGGGAAGAGGGGAGGUGUUGGUGACAAGGCCUAUGAGCUAUUGUUGCUCGGAGUACAAAGGGACACCUGUGACACCCCCUCCCCCUCCAAACUGCCAGCUCAAACCCUCAGAAGCCCAUCUCUGUCAGCUUCUGGCUAGACUUGGGCCCAGUGAGGACCAGCACAUGACCUGCUUCUAGAAGCUUCUGGUCCAACGUGGGAAUAUACAUGAAGAAACGCCGGCCUAUGCCACGGUGAUACCACCAACAGUUCAUGCAGGGCUUUGUAUUAUUUUUCUUUCUUUUAAUGAAUUUCAUUACAUUUAUGAUUGUA
Sus scrofa (pig) is the source of this 4460-nucleotide messenger RNA. It is a transcript of the gene PRMT7, whose product is annotated as protein arginine methyltransferase 7. Gene Ontology annotation, molecular function: protein-arginine N-methyltransferase activity; histone methyltransferase activity. Gene Ontology annotation, biological process: peptidyl-arginine methylation, to asymmetrical-dimethyl arginine; chromatin remodeling. NCBI's taxonomy places the organism in Eukaryota, Metazoa, Chordata, Mammalia, Artiodactyla, Suidae. The record is from RefSeq and is a predicted model, not a curated record.